Molecule: messenger RNA, 1803 nt
Organism: Clupea harengus (Atlantic herring)
Lineage: Eukaryota; Metazoa; Chordata; Actinopteri; Clupeiformes; Clupeidae
Product: protein NLRC3-like
Exons: 4
Coding region: 1-1602 (533 amino acids)
Source: RefSeq, a predicted model, not a curated record
AUGAAUCAAGACGUGGAGGAGGCUGCAGGUCACAGUAAGACACUCAGACCAGAGUCUGCACUACACAGCGGUGUGACCAUGAAGAAUGACCAGGACAUGGAUGAUCCUGGAAACAUGAGCAGCACAUCAACACAGACCAAUGCAGGUGAUCAGUCCAUGCCUCUGCCUCUUAACUUCAGCAGUGAACCAGUUCCAUCAGUUCUAAAUGAAUUGAGUGCUGAUCUGACCCAGGAUCAGUCCAGGUGUGGAGUGUGUGAGAGGGUACUGAGGGACCCAGUCAUCACCACCAGUGGACACAGUUUCUGCAGGCAGUGCAUCAGCAGCUACUGGGAGCAGCCUGGACUACCAGGAGACCAAGCCUGUCCCCAGUGUGGAAAGACAUGCAGAACUCAACCUCCUCUACAGCCUCGUCUGGAUGAACACACAGACAUGGUAGAAAGCAGCAGACACCUGCACACUGAACACACACCAGAAAGAAGAAGCAAACUAGCUGAUGAAGUCCUGAGGAGAGUUAUAGAGAAGCAUAAAGCCAGUCUGAAGAGGAAGUUUGAGAACAUAUCUGAAGGCAUCAUCAAACCAGGAGCUGAGACACCCCUCAAUAAGAUCUACACUGAGCUCUACAUCACAGAGGGAGAGAGUGAAGGGGUGAAUAAGGAACAUGAGGUUUGGCAGGUAGAGUCAGCAUCCAGAGCACAAACCACAGAAGACAGACCAAUCAACUGCAAUGACAUCUUCAAGCCCUUACCUGGACAGGAGAAGCACAUCAGAACUGUGAUGACCAAAGGUGUUGCUGGCAUUGGAAAAACAGUCUCAGUGCAGAAGUUCAUUCUUGAUUGGAUAGAUGGGGUAGCCUAUCAGAAUGUAGACUUUAUAUUUCCCCUUCCUUUCCGUGAGCUGAAUUUGGUCAGGCGUGAUAAGUAUAGUCUUCACAAGCUUCUGCUUGACUUCCAUCCUGAACUGAAGGAGCUGAAGGAUGGUGAAGAAUACAAAGACUGUCAGGUUGUGUUCAUCUUUGAUGGUUUGGAUGAGAGUCGAUUACCUCUGAAUUACCAACAGAACAUGAUAUCUGACUGUAAACAAACAUCAUCAGUGGAUGUUCUGAUGACAAGCCUCAUUCAAGGAAGUCUGCUUCACUCUGCACGCAUCUGGAUAACCUCUCGACCAGCAGCAGCCAGUCAAAUUCCUGCUCAGUGCAUCGAUCAGGUGACAGAAGUACGAGGGUUCAAUGACCCUCAAAAGGAAGAGUACUUCAGGAAGAGAAUCAGUGAGGAGAGUCAGGCCAGCAGAAUCAUCUCACACAUUAAGGCAUCCAGGAGUCUCCACAUCAUGUGCCACAUUCCAGUCUUCUGUUGGAUUGCAGCCACUGUACUUCAGCAGAUGCUGGACAACACUAAAGACAUUCCAAAAACUCUGACUGAGAUGUUCAUACACUUCUUGCUCAUCCAGACCAGAAGGAAGGAUCAGAAGUAUCAGAGUGGAACUGAGACAGAUGGAGAGAAACUUUUAAAAUCUCAGAAAGAGAUUUCACUGAAGCUUGGAGAACUGGCUUUCAAGAAUCUAGAGAAUGGCAAUCUGAUGUUUUAUGACGAAGAUCUGAUAUAGUGUGGCAUUGAUGUCAGUGAAGCCUCAGUGUACUCUGGCAUGUGCACUGAAAUCUUCAAGGAAGAAUAUCUGUUUCAUGAGAGGAAGGUCUACUGCUUUGUGCAUCUGAGCAUCCAGGAGUUUCUGGCAGCUGUGUGUGUGUUUCACUCUUAUGUGACAAAGAACCUCAAGGCACUGAAAUCCCUCCUCAGUGAAGAACAU